AUGUCAUCAGUUGAGACAAUCACCGCAUCGACGGAAGCAUGGCCGUGGUCGGUUGGAAGCAUGGACUGGCUCGCGACUCGCAAACGAGAGCAUGAUCUGGCAGAGACGCAGCAAAAGCAACAAGCUCGACCUGAAGACAUGACCACUUCGACAUCAAGCACCGAAUCAAAAACACAAACAUCAACACCCUCCAAAUUCCUCUCUCUCCCGCCCGAGCUUCGCAAUGAGAUCUACACCGCCCUCUUCCCGCCUUCAUCUGAAGGCAGCGUGCAACGCAUCAAGCCCGGCUACGAGCUUCCGGGUCUCUUGCUCACUUGCAAGCAAAUCCACUCCGAAUGUAUGGGAUUGUACUACAGCAACAGCAUCUUUCGCUGCCUGGACGAGGACUCGGCCGUCUCUUGGCUAACCAAUCUUCCGCCCAAAUGGCUGGACAUGAUCGAGGAAGUGAGGUACGAUACGAGGUGGAUCAUCUUCAUGACGCCGUUUAUUCCGGUUCCGGAGGCGGAGUGUUGGCUUUUUCAGAAUCUGAUCAAGCGAUUGAACGCACGGGGCUUUGAUAUCAAUGGGCUGGGAACAAGGGUCGGUCCUGAUGGCGUGGAGCUGGGCGAUGGGAAGUUGAAAGUCAGCUUCUAUGGCAGUGGUGGCGUGAAGUGGACGGACAAGCCGGGGUUGAUCGAUCCCGUGAGGGGUGCUUGA
This is a messenger RNA of Zasmidium cellare ATCC 36951, 696 nucleotides long. RefSeq lists its product as uncharacterized. The transcript has 2 exons. The record is from RefSeq and is a predicted model, not a curated record. Lineage: Eukaryota; Fungi; Ascomycota; Dothideomycetes; Mycosphaerellales; Mycosphaerellaceae. The coding region runs from base 1 to 696 and encodes 231 amino acids.